AUGACCGAAGCGACACAUUUCGAUAUGCCUACCUGGCCGAUGGAGAACCUCCUCGAUCAGCAAACAAUGGCAUCGCAAGAUCUAAGUCCACACCCAUUCAUCGCCAGCGACUUCCCGUUCGCAAUGCAAGAAGACCUAGACCCGACCUGGUCUGAACAGUUCAACUGGAACCAAUACACACCCAAAACCAAUACGUUCCAGCCAUACCCACAACUAUGGUAUGAAGCCGGUCUAGUGAGACAACACAGUGUGGACUCAAGCCCAACUAGUAACCCCCUACACCUCCAGCCACUCCGAACAGCCCAACCAAACGCAAGUCCCGAAAAUCCCCCGAUCCAACUCCGCGACACCCUCGCAACAGAACGCGCCCUCUUCAUGACUCCCUCCCCGAACCCCAUGGCCUAUCCGUUCCCGGCUUCGCCGAGUUCGGAUCCUUGUCUGUCGCCUGACUCCAGUCAUGCUUCAACUUGGGAGGAGGGCGACCGGGAACGGGACGAGGGGCUACACAUUAGUACCUUUGCUGUGGAUUUGAAUACUCACGGCCAAGGCCAAGACCAUGCCCAGAGUCAGUGCCAGACGCAGGCUCAUACAUCUCCACGUCGAUACUCUGAAUACUCCACACACAGAGUCGAUGAAGAGGAAGCGCUUACACCGCUGGAAAUGCCAGAUGGGAGUACGCGCUUCACGUCUAAUUGGUUGCCUGUUGAUCCUGAUGCGGGGUUUACUAUUGGUUUGUCUGGGGUUCCGGGGUUUGGGGAUGAGAUGCACUUUGGUGAUAUGAAAGAUGCGUUCUUUGCUUCGGACCCUGCUGUUGCUUCAGCUUGGGGGUAUGAUGGAUGA
Molecule: messenger RNA, 840 nt
Organism: Penicillium canescens
Lineage: Eukaryota; Fungi; Ascomycota; Eurotiomycetes; Eurotiales; Aspergillaceae
Exons: 2
Coding region: 1-840 (279 amino acids)
Source: RefSeq, a predicted model, not a curated record